UCUAACCAUCAAGCCAACGGAGGCCGGCUGUUGGGACAGCGAGUAACCAAUCCACCCCACACGACUCCAUUUCCAUCUCCACCCUCCAUGACUGACGUGCGGGGGCGGAGACAAGUUUUUUCGAUUCCCUCGUGGAGGCGGGCCUGUCCCGUCUUCUCCUUCCCACACGGACCGCUCGGUGAUCUUCGUGUAACGACGAAGUUCAUCACCAGGACUCGGGUGCAGUCAUCGUUUUAACCUGCAUUUGCGAGCCUUUUGAAAAUGUGAAGAAAAUGGCCGGGACUAGCUGUAGUCCUCCUGCUAGGUCCUGCCUCUACUGAAAAAGUCUGCCAUCAUUGGACCUUUGGGUUCUCGUCUGGUGUGAGGAUUGAGUGGUGGAGAUGAUCCGCUUGAGCUCUGAUUGGGUGGAGAUCCUGGAGCCACGCUCCCGUGAGCGCAUGUAUGUGAACUUGACUACUGGGGAGUGCGGCUGGGAUCCUCCUCUAGGUGCUCCUGUUCGCCAGGCAGAUGGUAACCAGUGGUGGGAGCUCUUUGACUCCCAAAGUGGCCGCUUUUACUACUACAACUCUACAGGGCGCCGCACAGUCUGGCAUCGGCCACAAGGAGCAGAUAUAGUGCCCCUCUCACAGCUUCAAGCUAUGAAGCGCUGUAGUGAGGCCAAGCGAGCGGGAGUGGCUGUGGAGAGGGAGCAGCAGCAUGUGACCACAGGGAGUAUCACCAGUGUGGGGAGUCAGGGUCAAUCCACCGCUCUGCCUCAACAUGAUGGAGACAACCCUGAGAAAACCGAGGUGACUUCUAAACUAGAGCUGGACCCAGGAGUGGAUGUCAGGUCACAGGCAGACGGAUCCAGCAGCGAAAACAAAGAACCACAGAGAGAUGCCCCUCAAAGAUGGCAGCCUACACCUGGUUCUAAGGCAGCAAUGUUGGUAAAGGUGAACAGCAUGAAUCGGAGCCAGCCAACCCCAGUUUCACAGCAGGAGCUCAUACAGCACAGUGCACUCAACAAAGCCAGCACCUUUACACUACACCCGUCCAACAAUAAGGCCCAUGGGGGAUGCUUAGACUCCACCCAGGGCCAUGAAACAACGCCCUGUGGCAAAAUGGCAGCUGACGCACGCCACGCCCAUCACCUAAGAAAAGCCAGUAAUGGCAGUUUUUGUUUAGUGACAUCAGACAGUAGUCAACCCAGUCCACUCCUUCAUAGAUCACAGAGUAGUACACCACGCCCAGCCUCCCCCCAGUAUGCUUGCAGUGCCCCAAUCUAUGACGAGCCAGUUACAGACUGUCCUAUAUAUGAUGAACCCCCAAUAGACAUGGAGGUAGAAGGAGCACACCUUUUCAAUGGGCAACAACUGUCUCUCCUGACUCCAUCCCAUAGUCUCCAGAAACCAAGACUUCUCCAACAUCCCGUUCCAUCUCUUCCAGCUCGCAGGCACAGGAGAAACCCUUCUGCCUCUGACUACAGCCCAGCUGGUCUAGAGUGCAUCAAACAUAUGAUCAAUGUUGACCCCAAGCAGCUCCUAUCAGGCUCCCCCGUACCGCCGACAUCCCGGCAAGAUCUUGUCCCAAUACAGCCUCAGUCACAGGCUCUCUCUUUGCCCCAAGUUCAAGGCCAGUUACGGGACAGAGAAGCAGGGAUCCCUGGCCCAAGUACACUGGAUAAAAAGCAGAGUUGGCGAGUCCUUGAGGCCACAGUACAGCGUGCUAUGGAGGCACGACACAGUAGGCAAAGCAGCCAAGCAUCUCAGGACUUCGCCUCCUUGACACCUCAGGCAAGUGCAAACUAUCAAGAUUCUGGUUACUCUACUGGCCCCUCUCCGAGUCUAAGAAGAAAGAGUAGGAGAAGGAUGGGUACCGGUGGAGGUGCAGGAGGCAGGCCUGGGUCAGUAGGCAGCAGUGGAGAGCUGUGUGCUCUCAAUGAGAGGUUGAUGGCCGAGAUGAGGGAAGUGGUGAGUCGCUCCAACACCAUGAGGGAGGUAAGAGUGGGACUCGAACAGGAGAUAGGUGACAGGGUAGUUGUAUCUCGGACACGCUCCCCCGUCGACUCAAUAAGGUGGUAUGGAGGAGGAGGAGGAAGGGGUGUGUCAGUCGGCAGGUGCCCAUCUCGAGAGGACAUCACUGGGACUUCCCGCUCGCUGACUAAGGCAGGCAAUGCUCCUCUGACUGCUCUAGAGAUACCAGCGAGACAAAAAAGGACAUAUGAAAAAGUUGAUGCUUUGGAGAUGAGUAUUAAUAGCCAAGCCAGCCUAUCUUCACCUGAGACUCCAGGCCUACCCUCCCAGGUGAGCACCCUUGAACUACAGGCUCAGCUGGAGAGCAGAAAGAAAGACGUGGUAGAUGGACGCAGCGCAUCCCUUGGCCCACACCGACCUGUCACCCGUGACAACAGAGAAGGAUCUGAAGGAGCAAAAGCGGCAGAAACUUCUUACCAGUUUUCCUACGCCACCCUGCGACAGCCACCACCGCCAGAUGUCGGAAUGGAGGACUGGGCCAGCAAGCACCUCAACAUGCACACACAAGGCCUGUUCCGGCGUCGUGUCUCCAUUGCCAACAUGCUGUCUUGGAACCGAGGAUCCAUCAAAAAGCCCAUGCUCGUCACAAGCAAUCGUGCUGUCAGAAAGGAGGCUUGCGAGAUGUUCAAGCUGGUCCAGGCCUACAUGGGAGAUCGGCCCUCACGUCUAGACCGCCGUCACUGUGCCCUUCUCAUUGUCACCAAGUGCUGGGACAUGCAAGGACUGCGGGAUGAGUUGUACGUGCAGCUAGUGAGGCAAACUACAGGAAAUGCAAGCCCCAGCAGCUUGGCAGCAGGUUGGGAACUGAUGGCCGUCAGCUUGGCCUUCUUUGCCCCAUCGCCCAAGUUCCGCUGUUACCUGGAAGGCUACAUCCAGAGACACACGGAGCCAAGCAGCGACAAGAAAUGUGAGUCUCAGACUGACAAACAGGUGACUCAGUUCAUAUUGGAACAGCAGGAACUGAAGCUAAAGAAAAAUUCAAAAUCAAGGAAGAAGCGAAAACAAAACACAGAUGAGGAAGAAGGCCUGCCCGUCAGCACAUACGCUAAAUUCUGCCAUCGGAAACUGCAAAAGGUGGCCAUCACGGGAGGGAAAAAGGGGCUACGUAAGCCCACCUUGGAAGAGGUCGACCUUAGUCGACGGGCCAUCAUCACCCCCUCCCUGUUUGGUAGCUCCUUGGAGGAAGUCAUGGAGCGUCAGAGUGAGCUCUUCCCAGACAGGAAAUUACCCUGGGUGCAAGUUCAACUUUCCCAAUAUGUUCUGGCUCUGGGCGGGGCUGAGACAGAGGGCAUCUUCAGAGUCCCCGGGGACAUCGAUGAAGUCAACGCACUGAAGCUGCAAGUAGACCAGUGGCGCAUCCCCGAGAACCUGUCAGACCCAAAUGUACCUGCCUCUCUGAUGAAGCUGUGGUAUCGAGAGCUGGAGGAACCUCUCAUCCCCAUGAAUUUCUAUAAACAGUGCGUUAACAACUGUGACGACCCAGUUGCGGCCAUUGCCGUGGUUCAGUCUUUGCCUGAGCUCAACCGGCUGGUGCUGUUCUACUUCAUCCACUUCCUGCAGGUGUUUGCCCAACCAUCUAACGUAGCGAUCACCAAGAUGGAUGUGAACAACCUGGCCAUGGUGAUGGCCCCAAAUUGCCUCCGGUGCCAAUCAGACGACCCCCGGAUUAUCUUUGAGAACACACGUAAAGAGAUGUCCUUCCUGAGAAUGCUCAUAGUUCACCUGGACACGGAUUGCGUCGACGGAGUGGUGUAGACUCUCAGAGUAUCUCUGCAGAUUACACUGGAAACUGGCGGCAUGGGAUAUGACACCUCACCGGGGGACAAAACAAAUCACCGGAGGGUUCAUUUGGUCAAAUGAUACUAAACUAUACAGUUUAUUCUAAGAAACUUACAACUGAGCCAUCUUUGGUGACAUAUUUUUAACUCGUGGACGUUAUGACCACUUAACUCCUUCUUCUCCCGAAAAUAGUGUACAACAAAGUAUAAGACUAUACAGAAUGUACAAAUAUUCAUUAAUGGCUGAUGCUCUGCUGAUGUUUAUGCUCCGUCGUGUGUGUGUGUGUGUGUGUGUGUGUGUGUGUGUGUGUGUGUGUGUGUGUGUGUGUGUGUGUGUGUGUGUGUGUGGUGUGUGUGUGUGUGUGUGUGUGUGUGUGUGUGUGUGAUCAUAAGCGUGGGACACUGAUUGUGCGGAGAUUUACAUUGAAAAUACAAAGAGCGUCUGUAGUAUGCUUUUGUUCUUUUCUGAUCACUGGCCUAUUUUACAGGAUUUUGAGUACAGCAUACACAUUUCAAAGCACAAAGUGUCGUUACUGAGUGUUGCUGAUUUUCUUUAAACACAUUUGGAAGUGCUUAGAUUUCUGACCUUUACUGUUCAUUUGAGUGCAAACAGAUUUGUGUAUUUGCAUCAUGUCUUUGUGAAGUGGGAGAUGGUUUAUUUAACAAUAAUCACCGUAUAAUCUAUAAAAGUUAUUUCCGUUGGACCUCUGUUCUAUAUUCUUGUGGUCUGUGUGUUGUGGCUCAGGUUUUACUGCGGGAAAAAAAUAAACAGGUGUUAGUUGGGAUUACUGUACUGUAACAGCCUCCCCACAGUCCAAAUGCAUCAUCCUUGUCGAAUCCCUUUACCGAGAAUGGACUCUUGUUCAAUUGUCAAGCAUUAUGAGAAUGUAGAUAAAGCUCGAGUCCUCUCUGACUGUUCUCAUGUAUAUAUCGUGUGUAAAUAGUAUUAACACUUUAUUUGAAUGACGAGGGAUAAGCGUGGGAGUUGCUCCAAUGAGCAAUGAAAAGUUUUUGUAAUUAUUUUGUUCUGCUGUAACCACCUGCCUUUUGGACAUAGAACUGACUCAAACCACGCGUCUGUAUGUGCGUUUAUUGUGUAUCUCCUUGUUUGACUAUAGAACAAUUGUCCAUAAAUAAAGGUUUGUUUAAUUGUA
Molecule: messenger RNA, 4944 nt
Organism: Syngnathoides biaculeatus (alligator pipefish)
Lineage: Eukaryota; Metazoa; Chordata; Actinopteri; Syngnathiformes; Syngnathidae
Gene: arhgap46a
Product: Rho GTPase activating protein 46a
Exons: 11
Coding region: 381-3767 (1128 amino acids)
Biological process (GO): signal transduction
Cellular component (GO): cytoplasm; cytoskeleton
Molecular function (GO): protein binding; GTPase activator activity
Source: RefSeq, a predicted model, not a curated record